CGACGUGGAGGCAGGUGAGCCCGCGACCUCUCGAGGUCCGGAUAAAGGUAAAAAAAAUAUAAAUCAGAGUUAUUUGUUUAUCAUUUUGACAAAGAAACAAAAGAUGGCGUAGUUUAUGGAACUUGUAAACAUUGUGGGACCGUCAUAAAAAUGGGAGUCUCCGGCGGUUAUGGCAGUCCGGAAAAACACCUAAGGUCGAGGCAUCUCGUGGAGUUUGCCAAAUACGAGGCAAAAAAGAAGGGACGACAAGAAGUGCAAACCCAAAUUUCUCGGUUUGCUAACAGAGUAAGCUCGCACAACGAACUUGCUAUGUACCAGGGUGUGCCAUGCGAUUACGACGACGACGACGUGGAUUUUGAUGUGCUCGGAUGGUGGAAGCGGAACGAACACAUGUUCCCAUGUCUCGGCAUGCUAGCAAGACAAGUGUUAUCUGUUCUGGUAUCAACCGUAGCAGUUGAACGAGAAUUCAGUGCUAGCGGGAACAUUCUAACCGACUAUCGAAGUUGUCUUAGUGCUGAAUCUCUUGAAACACUGGUUUGCAACCAAGAUUGGCUCUUGGCAAGACGUCGAGCUCAAGAGUCAUCGUACCUACUCGAAUCGGAGCAUUACAUGAAUGCAACAACAGAUGGAAGUCCGAGUUCUGAAGAAUAAGUUAUAAUUUUUUUAUGUUAAUGUAGAUAUCACAUGUUUUUCUCUUCUCCAACUUCCCUCUAUCGUCGUCAAGCCUUUACGCAAUAUAAUCAUGAGUGAUCAACAACAAGAUACCAAAAAAAGGAGGAUAUGAGCAAUGGACAACCAAAGAAAGUGAUGUACUGUUAGAGCUCAUGGUGGAUGCCGCUGCUCGAGGAUGGCGUGAUAAUAGUGGUAUUUUUUCUAAGCAAACAGUGGAAGAGAGGAUACUUCCCGAGCUUAAUAAAAGACUGGGGUGUCACAAGAACUAUCUCAAUUACCAAAGCUGAUUGAAAUGGUUUAAAAAUAAAUGGAACGCUUAUUCAGAGCUUAUGCGUUUUAGCUCUGGUUUUGGGUUUAACUCAACUACAAAGAUGUUCACUGCCAAAGAUGUUCACUGCCACAAAGAUAUUUAGAACGAAGGAUGUACAAAUUAAUACGAGUAUGAGAUAAUAAAUUGAUGAUAUAUUG
Molecule: messenger RNA, 1140 nt
Organism: Cuscuta campestris
Lineage: Eukaryota; Viridiplantae; Streptophyta; Magnoliopsida; Solanales; Convolvulaceae
Source: the annotation of a GenBank genome assembly